GCGUUUGUGAAUAACAUUGAUAUUAUAAGCAAACAGGUAGUUGAAUUUUGUGUUUUUUGUGGGUUUUAGUUAUUAGGUAAGGUGAAAAAGAUGGUUAGUUGUAGCAUUUUAGGAUGCAACAGCAUCAGUCAACGAAAGAGUGAUAAUAUUACCUUUCAUCGAACAAACCGGAACUACCGCUCUCUUCGAAUCCGAUUCCAUCAACCAGCACCCAUGAAUCUUUGCCAUGCCAAUGUAGAAAUCAAAUUCAAUCUUUGAGAAGUUCUAUAGCUACUCAAACCAACAAUUAUAAUGCGUGCUCUAGAAAGAUGACAAAAACUCCGGUUAAUCCUCAGUUGGAAAGUCCAGUAGAGACUUCGCCGCGCAAACGAAAAUUACAGUAUAAAUUGCUACAAAAAACAAAUUUAACAAAUAAACAAAAGAAAAAAAUUGCUGUGCUUCGUUCAAAAUCAUGGCGAUUACAAAAAAAGAACGCCAAUCUUUCAUCGGUGAUAGAAGUCUUAAAAGCUGAAUCACUUAUAAAUCAAGAAACUGCUGAUGCAUUAGCAUCAAUAGAUCCCAUAAAUAAGGAUAUUUUGAAAAGAGUAGCAGGCAUUUCGUCGUGCAAAAAAUACUCUCCAGUAUUAAGAAAAUUUGCCUUGACUCUACACUUCAUAAGUCCUAGAGCUUACGACUUCGUGCGAAAAAGUUUUAAUACUUGUUUGCCGCACCCACAGACAUUGACACGCUGGUAUCAAUGCGUCGAUGGAGAACCUGGUUUUACAAAGGAAUCUUUGGAUGCACUUAAGCUCCUAGUAAAAAAUUCUUCAAAACAAUUAUAUGCCGCUCUUUGCUUCGAUGAGAUGGCGAUCCGUAAACAUGUCGAGUGGGACGGAGAAAAUUAUAUUGGUUUUGCUAAUACUGGAAAUAAUGUAGAAAAUGAUGAAUUGCCGAUUGCCAAGGAAGCAUUGACAUUUAUGUUGACCUGCGUCAACGGCACUUGGAAAAUACCAAUAGGUUAUUUUAACAUCAAUAGCAUCACUGCAGAACAAAAGGCUGCUCUUGUCAAACACUGUAUUGACCUUGUAGAAGGCUGUGGCAUCAAUUUAAUAUCUGUAACGUUUGACGGAUGCGCCGCCAAUUUUUCUAUGGCUAAAGUUUUGGGAUGCAAGUUAGAUGGAGAUGCUAAUAAUUUUGAUACUUCAUUUUAUCAUAAUGGAAAAAAAGUUGUUAUAUUUCCAGAUCCUUCCCACAUGAUAAAAUUAGUACGGAAUGCUCUAGGUGACAAAAAUAAAUUAAUUUCUGCUGAGGGUGAGAUAAUAUCCUGGGACUAUGUAAAACGUCUUGUUGAUUUACAAGAAAAUGAAGGCUUUCACCUGGGUAAUAAAUUAUCAAAAAAUCGUAUAAAUUUCCGAAAACAAAUUAUGAAAGUUAAGCUGGCUGUUCAAGUUUUUAGUGAAUCUGUUGCAGAUGCCCUUGAAUUUUGCAGGGACAACUUGAACUUAAAUGAAUUUUCAGAUUGUGGUGGAACAGUUAAAUUUAUCCGAAAUAUCAAUGCCUUAUUUGAUGUGAUGAAUUCUCGAAAUUUAAAAGCGUUUGGAUACAAGCAACCAAUUUCUGAAAAAAAUAUUGAUCAUAUACAAACUUUUUUAAAUGAUCUGUAUGAUUAUAUAAAAAAUUUGAAGUAUGAAGAUAGUCUUAUUUUGUAUUCUCAGAGAAAGACAGGUUUUUUUGGUUUUCUAUUAUGUAUCAAAAGCUUAUUUUCUCUCUAUGAAAAUUACGUCCAACCAAAAAAAAUACAAUUUCUUUGUACAUACAAGCUAAGUCAAGACCACAUAGAAUGUUUUUUUAGUGCCAUCCGAGCAAAGGGUGGUUACAAUAAUAAUCCUACUGCGCGUCAGUUUAAAGCGGCUUAUAAAAGAAUGCUUGUCCACGGAGAGUUAAAACACAUCACAACAGGUAAUUGUGUUGCUUUGAAUGAUAUAAAUAUUUUGACUGCUACACGACCAGAAAUAGCAUUGAAUGCCACUACUAUUGGAAAUCGUUGUAUUGAGUCGGAAACCGCCACUGAAGGAAAUUACUCUACAGUUAUACCAAGUGAUCACGAUUAUGUUAUGGAUCCUACCAUCUUAACUGAAUUUUCACGACAAGUCAUAACUUAUAUAGCGGGAUUCGUUGUUCAUAAAAUGCAGUCAGAAAUAAAAUGUUUUAAGUGUUUAGAUGCUCUUGUUAGUCCGGAGCCAUAUAAAAUCUUACAGUUAAAAAAAGAUAAAGGGGGAUUACAUUAUCCAUCCAAAGAAGUGGUUUUAAUUUGUGAAAUUGCAGAAAAAAUAUACCGAACUAAUAAACCGUUCGGGAAAAAAAAUUCAAUGCACUAUAUUUUGCAGCAAUGUCUUAAAAAAUGUUUACAUUUAAAUUUAUUUUCAGAUGAACACUUCACCGAAAGAGUUAUAUAUAAUCAUUACCCUCUUUUAAUUAAGUGUAUUUCAAAACAUUACUUGAACGCUCGCAUACACUAUGCUACAAAAAAAAUUGUUGAAAGUGGCGAGAAAAUUAGGAAUUUUUACACAAAAUUAAUUAUAUUUAAAGGGCAAUGAGUAUACAGUCAUUCUUUUUACGUGGUAGAGCCAUAUUGCAGCUAUAUUAGUAGUAUAGUUGUCGCACAAAUGAGUGCUCAACCGGGAGAGGAUCAGGCUCUCACAAAAUACCAGCGUAAAAUAGCAGCCUAACACUGUGUUUCGUGUGGUGAGUGUAAAGAACCGGAGACCCUUUUUACUGGAAAAGAGGCAUUCCAUCUUAGUCCUCACGGAUGACAAUGCAUCUGCAUUUUGAUUCUUUAUUGAGGAUAGAUGUGGAUGUCUGUGGGUCACAGUAACCACUUACCAUCAAGUGGACUGUGUGUUGGUUUGUCACCCUAUCCUAUAAAAAAAGGCCACUGCGGGAUACUAUUUAUGAAGAUGUCAACUGUCAUGAAUUAUUUAAAACGUUCGCGUAUAUUCCCUACGCAGGGCACUGAUAAUACUGCUCGCCAUCGUUAGUGUUAUGCUGCUUCCCUAUUAGUUGGUGGGAUGUGGGCUGACCGCUUUCGAAUAUGUAUAACGCCUGUUCAGUUGCCAGAGCCCCGUUUGUUGAUUAACAGGGUGUAUCCCGUGCUGGUGGUGAUGUUAACGUUUUGAGAAUUUGAAGAAAUUGUAGAAAUAAGUAUUUACUUUCAAAUUUUUCUGCUUUUAUUUUUUAUUUUGUUGGUUAUUAUUAUUACAUGCCCAAUAUAUCUAAUUGUAAAUAUAAGUAUUUACUUUCAUAUUAUUUUGUUCUUGUUGACUUUGUGAUUUGUUAAUGUGAUGAAAAAUUUAUAAAUUGUCUUUUGUUUAUUUUUAUGUUAUUGAAUUACAUUUAAUUUAGAAUUGU
Messenger RNA from Parnassius mnemosyne (clouded apollo), 3387 nucleotides. The record is from the annotation of a GenBank genome assembly. Lineage: Eukaryota; Metazoa; Arthropoda; Insecta; Lepidoptera; Papilionidae.